GUUGCCGAAGAUAGUUGCCCGGUUGGUACACAGACGUCGUUUAGCCAACGUUACGCUUAUUUGGCGGAUUAUUUCCGGAGCGGUAAAAUGAACCCGACAAUAUGGACAACAGAACGAGCAUCCGGGAAGCAUCAGCAUGAGUUAGCCCGGCCAACAAUUGUAGUACCAAUUCGCGAAAUGAUCGAGCAUGCAGUUCCAUCCAGUGUGCUGAAUACGCUAUCACAGUUUUCGGAACCGAGGACCGAAAAAACUGUGCCAUUUGCCAGCAAAACUUUCGACUCCAUUUACAUUCAUUCGAUUGACGAGGAAUUCAUCGUAUGCUUUCUUUGCUUUUCUGCUCGAUUCUGUUGUCGCCAACUACUUAUUGCUGUUAAUGUUAUUGAGGGACAGCCAAACCAGUUUAGACCUGACCUAUCCUGA
Gongylonema pulchrum is the source of this 420-nucleotide messenger RNA. Lineage: Eukaryota; Metazoa; Nematoda; Chromadorea; Rhabditida; Gongylonematidae. The record is from the annotation of a GenBank genome assembly.